AUGGCUUUACCAUUGCCCUCGACUCCCAAAACUCCAUUCACAACGCCAAAGAAAGUGCGUUCCAUGCGCACCCCCACUGUUGCUGAAAAUUCGGAGGGUUUUGUGGCCCCCACAACCCCACGCAAUCUCGCGACCCCCAAAUCAAACAGGGCCGCAAAUACCCCAGAAUGCUUCAGUACCGUGACCCUCGAGACCCCAAAUUCGGCCCUGAAGCGACGAAGCAGCAAAGAGAAAUUCGACAGAGUGAGUAAUUUAACAGUUGCUGUGCGGAUUCGCCCCAUGAACUCGCGCGAAUUGGCAUGUGUGGGGGCUGCCAAUGUCGUCAAAGUGCGAAACCAGGAGUUGGUCAUUCGGUCCAACCCUCUGGGCAACUCCGCAAUGAGUCUUGACCAUGUCUUUCAAUACGACCACAUUUUCUGGUCGUGUGACGAGAGCGAUUCGUUGUAUUCGAGCCAGGAGGAUGUUUUCACCACCGUCGGACAGCCCCUCUUGAAUAGCGCCUUCAGGGGGUACAACGCGUGUCUUUUCGCGUACGGGCAAACCGGCUCGGGGAAAAGCUUCAGUAUGAUGGGGCCCACCACCUGUGACGUUGUCGAUAUUGACUCGGAGUUCUCCGGCAUUACGCCACGGUUUUGCCGCGAGUUGUUUGAGAGGGUAUCAGAGUUGAGUCCGCAAUCGUCGGUUUCGGUGGAAGUUAGCUAUUUUGAAAUUUACAACGAGAAAAUUCACGAUUUACUUGCCAUCUCAAAUUCGGCGAGUAAAACGCCCCUGAAAGUGAGGGAACACCCGGAGUGGGGGCCCUACGUUGUCGAUUUGAGUGUUCAUAACGUCAAGUCGUACAAGGAGCUGCGAAAUUGGCUGCUUUUGGGGAACAAAAAUCGGGCAACAGCUGCGACCACAAUGAACGAAAAGUCGUCACGAUCUCACAGCAUUUUCUCGAUUGAGUUGUGUCUAACUGAAGGGCUCGGAGAAAAUGAUAGCAGUCGGAGGAGCAAAGUUAGUUUAAUUGAUUUAGCAGGGAGUGAGAGACUUGUAGGCUCGCACAAUAGUGAUGAAAAAAUUCGGCAAGGUGUUAGCAUCAACAAGUCACUUUUGACACUUGGAAAAGUCAUCUCGGCUUUAGCCGAUCAGAAGAAAAAUCAAUUCGUGCCAUACAGAGAUUCGGUCCUGACGUGGUUAUUAAAGGAAAGUUUAGGUGGCAAUUCAUUAACUUGCAUGUUGGCGACCAUAACACCGGCAAAUACGCAUCUGGACGAAACUUUGGCCACUUUACGGUACGCCUGUCAAGCACGCACGAUCGUGAAUCGCGCCAGAAUCAACGAAAACCCGCACGAUCGCCUAAUUCGCGAAUUGAAGUCUGAAGUGCAAAGACUGAAGGCCUUGAAGCAGGACUACGAACGGCACUCGCUGCUCAAUUCAUCGUUUACUCAAGCCAAUGUUAGCAACAGCGAAGAGUUGGAUGAAUUGAGAGGCAAGUUGCAGCAAGCUGAGGAAAAAUUGCUCAGUGCUGAAGACAGCUGGAAGCAGAGAUUCAUGGAGAGUACAAAACUGCAGCUGAAGGAGUUGGCAGAGUCGGAGAAACGUCGCGAAGAGUUGGAAUCGAAAGUGCGAAUAAUGAACACCGUUGACACUAACUUGGACAUCUCCCUUUACAAAACGAAUUUUUUGGAAAAAUUGGAAGAUGUGCUUACAGAUGAGUCUGUAGAUGAGUGCCAAAAUCUCGAUCGGAUUGUUGAUUAUUGUUAUAAGAAUAAUUUGCUGUGUACGUUCACUUCAUCAACGGUGACAGUUUUGGACACUGGUAGAAGAAAGCAAACUGUUGUUUUGUUAAAAGAUGUCAACAAAGUAAACAACUUUGGGGAUAUUGGCGAAUUUUUACAAAAUUUAACGUGGACGGAGGUCAAAAAGGACUCGAAAAAAUUGUCCAAGAGUGAAGUUAGGUCGUCAAUAAACCAAAUUUAUCAGAUUUUAAAUAGCUUACAACCGUCCGAUAAUGACAAUAACUUAAAUUUGUUGUUCGCUAAAGUCAAUAAGUCACUGCAGGCUUUCGAAGCAGGCUUGUUACAUAAUUUAACCAGAUGUAAUAGCCAAAAAACUGUGAGUUUUAAUUUAUAAUUAGUCUAUUUUUAGUUUUGUAUUUUUUUGUAAUAAAAAUUAAUUUUUUAA
This is a messenger RNA of Tribolium castaneum (red flour beetle), 2166 nucleotides long. RefSeq names its product nebbish (gene neb). The coding region runs from base 1 to 2115 and encodes 704 amino acids. The record is from RefSeq and is a predicted model, not a curated record. NCBI's taxonomy places the organism in Eukaryota, Metazoa, Arthropoda, Insecta, Coleoptera, Tenebrionidae. The transcript is spliced from 2 exons. Gene Ontology annotation, biological process: microtubule-based movement. Gene Ontology annotation, molecular function: microtubule motor activity; microtubule binding; ATP binding.